GGAUCCCCCCGCAGGGAUGGAGGGGCGCGGGGAGGAGGCGCCGGAGCCGGAGGUGUCGGAUCCAUCCGAGGAGGAGGAGGAGGAGGAGGAGGAGGAGGAGGAGGAGGAGGAAGGCUCCGGGGUGCGGGUGACGCCGGCGCUGCUGAAAGCCGCCACGGGCGAGUUCUCCCUGGACUCCAUCCUGCUGCUGCAGCUGCGCGGCCGCGGCAUCGCGCACCUGGGCUGCCUGGCCGACUGCUCCAACCUGGAGUGGCUGGACCUGUCGGGCAACGCCAUCGCGGGGCUGGCGCCGCUGGCCGCGCUGCGCGCCCUGGCCGUGCUCAACCUGGCGGGGAACCGCGUGGCCAGCGUGGAGCCGCUGCGGGGCUGCCGCAGCCUGCGCCAGCUCAACCUGGCGGGCAACCGGCUGCGCAGCCUGGGCCAGCUGCGCUGCCUGCGGCACCUGCGGCACCUGGAGAGCCUCCGGCUGCGGGACCCGCGCGGCGACCUGGGCAACCCGCUGUGCGCCGCGCCCGCCUACCGCGCCGCGCUGGCCGCGCUGCUGCCCGGCCUCAAGGCCAUCGACGGGCAGCGGGUGGCCGGCCGCGGCAGCGAGCUGUUCCGCCUGUGCGGGGAGCUGGACGCGGCGCUGGGCGCCGAGCCCGAGCCCGGGCCCGCCGCGGCGCCGCCGGCGCAGCCCUGGGUGCGGGCCGGGUUCUGGGAGCCGCCGCCGAGCCGCAGCGCCGUGCUGGACGAGGCCACGCGGCAGCUCGGGCAGGCCCUGCGCGAGUGCCGGGAGCUCGGGCUCCGCGCCGACCGCUCCAUCGCCCAGGCACGCCGGGCGCUGGGCGGCGCCACCGCGGCCAGCUCGGCUGCUGAGGGUGGCGAGGACGCGGCAGGGACACCCCCCGAGGCGCCCCCGGAGCCUGGAGCCCGCGCUGGAUGAGCUGUGGGAGCGCAGAGGGGGAGUGGAGAGACCCCAAAGUCACCGCGGCUCAAAGGCAUCGUCAUCUGAGCCAAGGGA
Oenanthe melanoleuca is the source of this 1003-nucleotide messenger RNA. It is a transcript of the gene LRRC61, whose product is annotated as leucine rich repeat containing 61. Gene Ontology annotation, cellular component: cytoplasm. The record is from RefSeq and is a predicted model, not a curated record. Gene Ontology annotation, molecular function: protein binding. Gene Ontology annotation, biological process: outer dynein arm assembly. Lineage: Eukaryota; Metazoa; Chordata; Aves; Passeriformes; Muscicapidae.